AUGGCCUCCCCUCUACCAAUUGUCAACCCGAGCCUUUCUCUUGCUCAGCUCUGCUGCCAACAAUCGUAUUACUUGGCUACUGCUGGCAAGGACAUUUUCAGGUCUCAGGACGCAUAUCACACCGCCAUGCAACGCCGUGGCGAUUAUCCUGCGUCGCCACAGUCGAACUCGUUCUCGAGGACGACAGGAAGUAGCGCGUUUAGCGAGAACGCGCUCCCAGAUGAAGAUUGGACCCAGGUCUCAGAUCUUACGGAGAGACGUCGCAUCCAGAACCGCAUUGCUCAGCGGAACUAUCGUAAGAAACUCAAACAACGCAUGGAGAACCUGGAGAAGGAAGAGCGAUGUGCAGCCCAGCGUGAUACAACGAGCCCUUCGGGCGGAAUAUCUCACGAAGACCGCUCGUCACGUCUUCAGUCGCCAGCUUGUCAAACUCCAUAUGGUUUCAAUCAGACAAGUCCAACAGAUUUGGCUCCCAGAGAGACUAUGAUCACCAACAGCCACCACACUGAGGCCCAAUCUUACCCCUACCAACAGCAUUACGCUCUAUCGGAGUUGGCUUCUUCAACCUUGCCAUAUACGGAGAGUUACGCUUAUGUCCAAUAUCCAGUACAGAGUUCGUAUUAUUCAGCGACGAGCCCAUAUGGGUCCGGUUUUUCCUCAGACAGCUAUGUCCAAGCCCCGACUCCAUCCCAUCGAACAGGUUCUGGUGGAGAUCGAGCUUUCGUUGCCCACGCCGAGAGUUUUCUAGAGUACAAUACGAGCUUCACAGGAACGGGUGUCCUAGAAAACACAGCCUUAUAUCAGCAAUCUGCUCUCGAACCCUCGUUAGCGGAGCCUCGCGACUAUCAUCUUUACGAUCCAAAUGGCUUCCCGGUCUCAGAUGCUAUGACGCCAUACAGCCAGAGAAAAUACCGCCCGCACUAG
Coccidioides immitis RS is the source of this 924-nucleotide messenger RNA. RefSeq lists its product as uncharacterized. Gene Ontology annotation, molecular function: DNA-binding transcription factor activity. The record is from RefSeq and is a predicted model, not a curated record. The transcript is spliced from 3 exons. Gene Ontology annotation, biological process: regulation of DNA-templated transcription. Bases 1 to 924 code for a protein of 307 amino acids. Lineage: Eukaryota; Fungi; Ascomycota; Eurotiomycetes; Onygenales; Onygenaceae.